GGUGUUAGAUUCAGCAAAACGGAGACAAUGCAGGUACUGGCCAUUCUGAGUUUCUUGUUCCUUCCUUUGGCUUGGAGCUCUAGUGAACAAAGUGAAAUAUUGCAAGGGUGGCAUGAAAAGGUGGGAAUUAAAAAUGCAGAAAAGAUCAGACGUUUGGAAGAACAAGUAAUAGCUAGUCGCAUCGUGGGUGGUGUAAUAGCUCCUGUUUAUUCUCACCCUUAUCUCGCCGGAUUGCUCAUAGACAUAAUAGGAUUGUCUUCACCUUCGGCGUGCGGAGGGUCGAUUCUUACGAAUUCAAGAAUUCUUACUGCAGCUCACUGUUGGUUUGAUGGAAGAUUCCAAGGUCGCAGUAUCCAGGUCAUCCUAGGAACACCGUUUUUGUUUCACGGAGGAGUUCGAACGCACGUCCAUGCUAUAGCUAUACAUCCACAUUACAAUUUCCGAACCUUUGCCAAUGACAUCGCCAUGCUGUAUUUGCCAUUCCCUAUCAAAUUUACAAAUGCAAUUCGACCUAUACCUCUACCUUCAGGAGAACUACUAAAAGCUAACUUUGCUGAAAAAUGGUUAGUGGCAGCUGGAUACGGAAGGUACUCAGACCACAGCAAUCCAUCAACAAAUGCAAUGGCAAGGAACGUCUUUCUGCGAGGGAUUUCCAUAGCUGACUGUCGUGCCGUUUACGGAGAAAUGGUUCUGGACUCGAACAUCUGUACGUGCGGAGUUGGUGGAGUUGGCAUCUGCCAAGGAGACUCAGGCGGACCGUUAACCGUAUACCACAAUGGAAAGCAAGUACUUAUCGGAGUCAGUUCGUUUGUCGCCCUCGAUGGCUGCGAGUUGGGCCUCCCGUCUGCUUUUGCCAGAGUUUCUUCGUUUUUGAAUUUUAUACGCCUACAUUUAUGAAAUGAUGCUGCAUAGAUAUUACUUUGAUAAAGCCUUUGAUCGACAUAACUCAUUUUAUGCUAAUUGACUAUUUUUAAAUACGCGUUUCCAUUAAAUGUAAAUUAAAUGAAGCGACAAAAGAGAUCUUUCAAAUUUUACACCAAUUAAACACCUUUUUACUUGACAACUUGUAUUAAACAGUAAGUAAAUUUUUCCUGUUAUCAAAACAUAUACUCAUGCUGUUCUACCUCAUAGUAUAAUUUUUAGGAAAAUAUGGUGAAUAGUAUUAACUAUGUGAUGAUAGUAUAAUAUAGUGCAGUUUUAAUGUUAGUAUAGUUAUUAUAAGUAUUGUAAAUAUUUCCUUAAAAUAAAUAUGCUCCCAAAACUAUA
Manduca sexta (tobacco hornworm) is the source of this 1266-nucleotide messenger RNA. RefSeq names its product brachyurin-like. Gene Ontology annotation, molecular function: serine-type endopeptidase activity. The transcript has a single exon. Gene Ontology annotation, biological process: proteolysis. Lineage: Eukaryota; Metazoa; Arthropoda; Insecta; Lepidoptera; Sphingidae. The record is from RefSeq and is a predicted model, not a curated record. Bases 28 to 897 code for a protein of 289 amino acids.